Molecule: messenger RNA, 758 nt
Organism: Carassius auratus (goldfish)
Lineage: Eukaryota; Metazoa; Chordata; Actinopteri; Cypriniformes; Cyprinidae
Gene: polr2i
Product: RNA polymerase II subunit I
Exons: 6
Coding region: 90-470 (126 amino acids)
Biological process (GO): transcription-coupled nucleotide-excision repair; transcription initiation at RNA polymerase II promoter; DNA-templated transcription
Cellular component (GO): RNA polymerase II, core complex
Molecular function (GO): DNA-directed RNA polymerase activity; zinc ion binding; nucleic acid binding
Source: RefSeq, a predicted model, not a curated record
GACGAGUAACAUCUCGACAGUGCGAUAGAGCUGUUCUCUGUUAUCCUUCAUCUCUAAAGUCCUUCACAUAGAGCUACGGUGACUUUCUGAUGGAUCUGGAAGGUGGCUCGUAUGAGCCUGGGUUUGUGGGCAUCCGCUUCUGUCAGGAGUGUAAUAACAUGUUGUAUCCCAAAGAGGAUAAAGAAAACCGCAUCCUGCUCUAUGCUUGCAGAAACUGCGACUAUCAACAAGAAGCCGACAACAGCUGCAUCUAUGUGAAUAAAAUCACCCAUGAGGUGGAUGAACUCACUCAGAUUAUUGCAGACGUGGCUCAAGAUCCAACACUGCCUCGGACAGAGGACCACCCUUGCCCAAAGUGUGGCCACAAGGAGGCGGUGUUCUUCCAGUCUCACAGCAUGAAGGCUGAGGAUGCCAUGAGGCUUUACUAUGUGUGUACUGCCCCACACUGCGGCCACAGAUGGACAGAAUGAGGAGGAUAAAGCCACGAAAGACACAAGAUGAAGUGUUCUGGGGUCGUGCGUCUCUAUGGUUCCAUUCCAGAGCAUCAUUUCUCAGUUUAGGGGACGUCUGUUGUGGAGUGGACAUGUCUGACUGGUGACCCAACUGUAGGUCACUGAUGCAUUCGUGAAUAACCUGGUGUAUCAUUUUAGUGCACGAACACCACCGACUCGUCCUUUGACCCGAAGUGUUUAUAGUUUUUCAUUUUAAUUCUACAGUGUAUUUUUUUUGAAGGUUUGUAAUAAAAUAUUUUAAAAAUA